AUGGCUGGAGCCACGCGGGAUAGGCGUCUGGUCAAGGAGCUGGGCAAGAUUCAUAAGGAUGGAAUGCCCCCUGGUAUCACAUUGAUAGAACGCAACGACAGUGUUGCUGGCGACUGGUUUGUUGAUAUCCAGGUUCUCGACGACAAUCCGCUUUACAAGAACCAAGUCUACCGCCUCAAGUUCCAUUUCCCCAAGAUGUAUCCCAUAGAGCCCCCUGAGGUCACUUUUGACAAGCAAACCGAUCGGCCCAUUCCCAUGCAUCCUCACAUAUACUCCAACGGCAUCAUCUGUCUAGAUCUUCUAGGUCAACAGGGUUGGAGUCCAGUCCAAAGCGUUUCGAGCGUAUGCAUGAGCAUCCAAAGCAUGUUGACGAGCAACGACAAAAACGAGCGACCUCCCGGCGAUGAGGACUUUGUGCGAGGCAAUAAGCAACGGCCCCGAGACAUCGAGUUCCUCUACCACGAUAACACCGUGUGA
Fusarium tjaetaba is the source of this 477-nucleotide messenger RNA. RefSeq names its product ubiquitin-conjugating enzyme. Gene Ontology annotation, cellular component: nucleus. Lineage: Eukaryota; Fungi; Ascomycota; Sordariomycetes; Hypocreales; Nectriaceae. Gene Ontology annotation, biological process: protein polyubiquitination; proteasome-mediated ubiquitin-dependent protein catabolic process. The coding region runs from base 1 to 477 and encodes 158 amino acids. The transcript has 3 exons. The record is from RefSeq and is a predicted model, not a curated record. Gene Ontology annotation, molecular function: ubiquitin conjugating enzyme activity.